This is a messenger RNA of Macrosiphum euphorbiae (potato aphid), 1356 nucleotides long. The record is from the annotation of a GenBank genome assembly. NCBI's taxonomy places the organism in Eukaryota, Metazoa, Arthropoda, Insecta, Hemiptera, Aphididae.
AUGCCCGAUCACGUUAUUAAACCUAAAUCUAAAAGGCCCGUUUCUUCGGUUAAAAAACAGGUAUCUGCACCGAUCCGACCCACAAUGAAAAUACUCACAAAGAAAAAAAACACAUAUACCGAGGAAAAAAGUUAUAUUUGUAGCGUGUCUUCAAAUUCACUAGGGAGUCAUAAGUAUGAUAAGAUUCCAGGAUCAAAUCGUCCACUGACGUCAUCGAUUCCGAGGUCAUCUCAAAGUGAACUUAAGAAAUAUUUCAUCGACAGGUCUGACAAGUUGACGAAAAAAAGCUACCAAACAUUAUAUAAAGAACUCGAAGAGCAACACAAGGAUGUAACAAUUGAAUUGGAACAAACUAAAUUUAUGGCAGAAUCUCUUCAAGCGCAGUUGUAUAAAGUUAAACAUGAUAAAGAAAUUCAGACGUGUGGAAUUAGUUUAGAUCAAUUAGAAAAUAAUUUGGAACAUUUAAAAACUAAUUUAAAACAACAAGCAAUUAAUUUAGAACAACAAGCAAUUAAUUUAGAACAACAAGAAAUUAGUUUGAAAAAUAUGACCAAUGAAAAAACAUUGUUGACUCUGGAACUAGGUGAAAAAAAUGAAAAACUAUUGACUAUGGUUGAUCAAACCUCGACAUUAAAUUCAAAAAUAGAGAUUUUAAACAAUACAGUAGAUGAUUUAAAAAAGACAGACUCUGAAAAAACCACAAGAAUUGAAAAUUUGUUCAAGGAAAGAAAUAAGUUAAAAAAUGAUUUUAUUGAGCUUUUGAGGGAGAAGGAUUUGCUUCAAGAAGAGAUAAUUGUACUUAAGAAUAAAUAUACAGAAACUAAUCAAAAGUUGCAAGAAUUGAGAUCCGAAGUCGGAAAAAAGAGAUACGAAUUUGUGCAACGUUCUAUGGGAUUAAGUGAGCAAUCAGACUUAAAUAUUAAACAGCAAAAACAAAUAAGACUCAUGGAAGAUAUAACUUUGGAACUAGAAUUGAUGGUCAAACGUUUGACACUUGAAAACCAGGACUAUAUUAUCACGAUCGACCGUUUAAAAGAGGAUGGUGUUGAGUUGAAAAAUGAAAUAAAACAGUGGGAAACCAGGGCUGGUUGUUGGAUUAAUGCACAUGUUCGAGAAGAAUUUGAAUCAAAAAUUGAGAAUCUUGAAAACGAAAACCAAAGAUUAAAUGUUAAAAACUUACAACUGACAGACAACUACAACAAAAUAAUUUCUGAAAAAUGCGAACAAAUAUCUGAAAAAGAAAGAAUUGCAGAGAUGAAACAAAAAACAAUUGAACAAAUGACGGAAAUAAUGAAUUUAAUGAGGAAAACCCAUGUUCAUAACAUCGAUGACGAUCAAAUACGAGCACUGAGUUAG